Molecule: messenger RNA, 2079 nt
Organism: Talaromyces atroroseus
Lineage: Eukaryota; Fungi; Ascomycota; Eurotiomycetes; Eurotiales; Trichocomaceae
Exons: 5
Coding region: 1-2079 (692 amino acids)
Source: RefSeq, a predicted model, not a curated record
AUGGCUUCUCGAUGCCCGCGCUGCGCCCUUCCAGAGAAUGGGGAGGCGCUCUGGCGUGGAAUCCCCUCCCCAAGUCUUGCUGAGCAGCGUGCUGAUUAUCAUUUUAUUGUUCCCAAUCUACAGCCCCGCCCUCACAACUUCGGAAUCUCGAGUCCUCUUCCCAACGGUGCUGCGACGAGCGGCCCUGUCCCAGGCGCAACUCCUCUCCUCCCCAAUAAUGGAAAAAUCAUCCAGAGCGGGCCGGUGAGGGUUCUUUGUGUCGCAGAUGUCAGAGGCAACUUGAAAUCCUUGAACGAGCUCGCCAAGCAGGCUAACGCUGAUCACAUCAUCCACACUGGCGAUUUUGGCUUCUAUGAUGAUACCUCGCUAGACAGAAUUGCUGAUAAGACCCUGAAACAUGUGGUUCAGUAUUCGCCUCUCCUGCCAGACCACGUGAAGCGCACAAUUUCUCAAAUUCCCCCACAACAGCCAGUCAAGGCACGCUUUACGCCCGACCAACUUCCUCUUUCAGAGCUUCCCCAACUUCUCGACAAGCGACUCACCCUCGAUGUCCCUGUUUAUACCGUGUGGGGUGCCUGUGAGGAUGUGAGGGUCUUGGAAAAGUUCCGUUCAGGCGAAUAUAAGGUCGACAACCUUCACAUUAUCGAUGAGGCUAACUCUAGGCUUCUGGAUAUCGGAGGCAUCAGGCUCCGUCUUUUGGGUCUAGGCGGUGCUGUUGUCAUGCACAAGCUGUUCGAUAAUGGGGAGGGCAAGACAACGAUUGCAGGCGGCCAGGGAACCAUGUGGACUACUCUUCUGCAGAUGGGUGAGCUAGUCGACACAGCCAACCGUGUCUACGACCCCUCUGAAACUCGUGUCUUUGUUACGCAUGCCUCGCCGGCUCGUGAGGACUUCUCGAUAUCUGCUGGUCUACAUUUCCGAUACGGCUCAUCCUACAAUGAAUUUUCCGUAAACCCUACAUUGGAUCAUUAUCGUGGCAAACUCGCUGCAUCCAAAGCAUCAUUCAACGAUGUUUGGGAUACCGUGCGUGCUGAGGUAGAGUCUGCAAUUUCCUCGAACGAGGCUCAGAAGACUUUGUUGGACAAUGCUUUGGACAUCGUUGAGAAGAUGCCUUCUGUAGCUAAUGGCGGAAACCCAUUUGGUGGCCCUGUCGCUGCCGCCAAUGCUGGAGGUCAAGUGGAUGAGAGUGCUUUUAAGAACAUGUGGAACUUCAACUUGGCUGAUGCCGCUUUUGGUUAUCUUGUGCUUGAGGUCGAAGGCGGUCGGAUCGGGACCGAAAUGCGCGCCCAAGGAUUCAACUUCUCUCACAGGACUGGCAAGCCCGGUGCUGCUGUACCUGCUGGUCAGCUCGGCGGUGCAACUACCCCUCAAUUUGGCCAAGCUCCUCCUGCUGGUCGAGGCGCACCAUUCCAGCCUUCCCCAGUGCCCCAAGUUAAAGCCCAGGCCCCGCCAGCUACAACUGUGUCCCCAGCUCCUGUUAUUCCCAAGUCUGCUACUCCUCAGCCCGCUUCGACUGAGAGAGAGGCCAAUGGUAACAAGGAAGCAGAAAAGCCAUCAGAAUCUCCAGCCCUCAAAGGAGAGAAAAAGCAAAGCAAUGGUCUUUUCAUCUCGAAUGUUGAGAACGAGCAGGCAGCUCGAGACCUUUUCCCGGAGGAGGACCAAGGGAAGAUUGUCAAGGUUGAGAAAUGGGGCAAAUUUGGUCACGUCGUAACCUUUGGUACAGUUGAAGAGGCCAAGGCUGCGUUGGAACGACAGCCUGCUGAGCACAAGAAGCCUACACCACAGGGUCAACCUCGCAAGCCGAACGUCAAGUUCUUUGAGGACCGUGGUUCUCGCCGUGAAGGUAAUGCGGGAACAUGGCAAGCUAGCUCCCGUGGUGGUGCUUCAGCACAGCCUCGUGCCGGAUACCAAAGCGGCGCCAGUGACAGCGAAACUGGACGUGGUCGUGGAGGCUUUGGCCGAGGUCGCGGUCGCGGCUCUGACCGUGGCGGACGAGGUCGUGGACGUGGUGGAUUCAACAGGUCUGGCGACUCUCCAGCUUCAAGCGAGAAGCCUGCUGCCACUGGCGGUGAAUCUUGA